Messenger RNA from Indicator indicator, 1003 nucleotides. It is a transcript of the gene FHL5, whose product is annotated as four and a half LIM domains 5. Gene Ontology annotation, biological process: positive regulation of transcription by RNA polymerase II. NCBI's taxonomy places the organism in Eukaryota, Metazoa, Chordata, Aves, Piciformes, Indicatoridae. Gene Ontology annotation, cellular component: Z disc; nucleus. Gene Ontology annotation, molecular function: transcription coactivator activity. The record is from RefSeq and is a predicted model, not a curated record.
CAAGUUACCGUGAGAAGCGGCUCCAGACCAAACAUGCCAUGGAGAGCCCCAGCAGAACGAGCAGCAGUCACACUGCCUGCCAUUGCUGCCUGCAGUCCCUCUGUGGGACCUUAAGAGAAGAAAAUGCUUACUGUGUGACCUGCUAUGACAGCCUGUUUGCUAACUCCUGUGAUGAGUGCAAGCAACCCAUCGAGUGCGAUUCCAAGGAUCUGUCCUAUAAAGGCCACCACUGGCAUGAGAGAUGCUUCAAGUGUGCCAAAUGCAGUCUGUCACUGGUGGAGAAACCCUUUGCUGCCAAGGAUGAGGUCUUGCUGUGUACUGAGUGCUAUUCUGAUGAGUAUUCAUCCAGGUGUUUCCACUGCCAGAAGACCAUCAUGCCUGGGUCCCGCAAAAUGGACUUUCAGGGAAGCUCCUGGCACGAAUCCUGCUUCGUUUGUCAGCAUUGCCGGCAGCCACUGGGGACAAAGCCUCUGAUCACCAAAGACAAGGAGAAUUACUGCCUGCCCUGCUUUGAGAAGCAAUUUGCUCACCAUUGCUACUCUUGCAAAAAGGUCAUAACUUCGGGGGGAGUGACCUACCAGGACCAGCCCUGGCAUAAAGAAUGCUUUGUGUGUGCUGGGUGCCAAACCCAGCUGUGUGGACAAAGGUUUAUUUCCAAAGAUAACUUUCCAUACUGUGUGGACUGCUUCAGCAAAUUGUAUGCUAAGAAGUGUGCUGCUUGCAAGAAACUUGUUACAGCUCUCGGAGGUCCCAGAUUUAUCUCCUUUGAGGAGUGGCACUGGCAUGAGGAGUGCUUCCGCUGCGGGAAAUGCUCAGCCCCACUGCUGGGGCAGCAGUUCCUCACCUGGCAGGAGGAUGUCCUCUGCCACAAGUGUGGCUCUGCUCCAUAGCUCUGUGCACAGCCGCAUUGUUCCUGCUCCACAGCAAUGCGCCUCCUAGCUCUGCAGUAAGACAACCAUGGAAAAGGUGCAAGAGUUAUUUAGUCAUUCCAGCAGCAGGCUCA